CCCUCCCCCCUCGCCCCUCCCCCCGCCGGGGGUGUCGCGCGCCGGUGGCACCAUGUCCUAUGUCCCCUUCCGAGAUGUGCGCGGCGCCCCCCUGGCCCGCGGGCCCUACGCCCCCUCCCCCUACGAGCGCCCCCCCUGGAACCCCCGGUUCUGCAUCAUCUCGGGGAACCAGCUGCUGAUGCUCGAUGAGGAGGAGAUCCACCCGCUGCUGAUCCGGGAGCGGCGGGGCGAGCCGUGCCGGAGCAAGCUGCUGCGGAGAACCGUCAGCGUGCCGGUGGAGGGGCGCCCGCACCCCGAGCACGAUUACCACGGCGGCCGCUCCCGCAGGAAGAGCGUUCCCGGGGGGAAGCAGUUCAGCAUCAACAUGGACGCGCCGCCCGCGCCGCCCUUCCGGCCCUCGCAAGGCUUCCUGAGCCGGCGCCUCAAGAGCUCCAUCAAGAGAACCAAGAGCCAGCCCAAGCUGGACCGGACCAGCAGCUUCCGGCAGAUCCUGCCGCGCUUCCGGAGCGCCGACCACGACAGGGGCAGCUUCCGGCAGAUCCUGCCGCGCUUCCGGAGCGCCGACCACGACAG
Molecule: messenger RNA, 573 nt
Organism: Oenanthe melanoleuca
Lineage: Eukaryota; Metazoa; Chordata; Aves; Passeriformes; Muscicapidae
Product: ras/Rap GTPase-activating protein SynGAP-like
Exons: 6
Source: RefSeq, a predicted model, not a curated record